AUGCCAGCGAAAAAGAAGGGAGGCCGUGGAAAGACAAUCAACCUUGUGGACUUCAACGAUGAGUACAUCCCGGAGGACAACUUAGACUGGGCGGUGGAGGCGCCGCGGGAGAGGACCCAGGACGAGGUGGUGCAGGAGAAGCUCGCCAAGCGGGAAUACAGCCGCACGGCAAAUAAUGCGCUGAUGGAGAAGGGUGGCUUUCGCGACGCCCCAAGCGAGCAGGUCGGCGGCGCCAGAGGGGUGGCUGACCUUCAGCCGCCUUUCGUGGCGCACUUUGGCAACCUUCGCAACGGAACCACCGAGGAUGAGUUCCUGCGCAACUUCCACGAGGACUGCAUUGUCACCUCACGACUCAUUAGUCAGGAUGGAAAGAGUUUCGCGUUUGUGGAGUUCAAAACUGCCCAGGCUCUCGCCAUCGCGCUUGCCAUGGACCAGACGAUGGUCAAAGGCCGCAAGCUUUACGUAGACUUAGCCACGCAGAAACAGGUGGAGCGGCUUCACGGGCACAACGGGAUUUCACGACAGAACGCAGGACAGUCGCAGCACGGCGCCGGGCUGCAGCAGCUGAACUUCUCCCGCGACGCAUUUGGCUCCACGCAAACCACCGAACGAGAGACGGGGUCGCGGUCUGGUUUUGGCUCCAGGAACGACCUCCACACGCUAGCCGACCUCUCGCGCGACGCGCUGGGAACCGCCACCCGGAGCUCCGAGGGGGUGGCGAGUCCGAUGGGGAUACCAGACUUCUCAAGCUGGCGAAACGAGGGCCCCGUGGCGCAGCCGGAGUUUCACCUGGGCCUGCGCGAGAACCGCGGAAGCGAGGGCGAGCUCGACCGUCGAGGCGGCGGCGGCGGUCGCAACAGCAAGCGGCACAGCCCUGUCGCGGCUGGCGGUCUGGCAAACUGGCGCGGCGAGCCGGUGACGCAGCAGCCGCCGCCGCCGCCACCACCUCCGCCCGCACCCGGGGCGGGCCACGGGGGCGACGACGGCAACACCGGGGGCGAGGAGGGCCGCAGGGGGGGAUGGGCACGCGAUGGCGCCGGGCGCGGGGGUCACCGGGGCCCGCCGAGGCCGCCCGCGGCACCGCGGGACGACAGCAAGUGGGAGGCGCUCCGUCGAUAA
Messenger RNA from Trypanosoma conorhini, 1119 nucleotides. RefSeq lists its product as uncharacterized. The transcript has a single exon. The record is from RefSeq and is a predicted model, not a curated record. Bases 1 to 1119 code for a protein of 372 amino acids. Gene Ontology annotation, molecular function: RNA binding. Lineage: Eukaryota; Euglenozoa; Kinetoplastea; Trypanosomatida; Trypanosomatidae.